AUGCCUUCGGAAAAGGUGCCGUUCUAUGACCCGGUGCCGCCGACGUACGAUGAGGCAUUGGCCGGCAGCAGCCGCGGCUGGACGCCCUCGCACACCCGAGACGCCAUCGACGAGCGCAACGCGACCGAGACGGAAUCGCGGUCACUGCUGCCCCGAGGCGGCGGCGACAGCAGCGGCCAUGGCCAGGGCUCCAGCAGAAGGCCCGACGGCUACCGGGCGCCGACGGUGGAAACGGACGACGAGGACAGCCUGUGGGACAGCGACAGCGAUGCCGACGAGACGGACCAGGUGCGCCGCGAGAUGGAGGAGCUGGAGAUUGACGAGCCCAACCGCACGGGCGGCUCGCUCUGGGGCAAGAGGAUAGGCUUCAACCUGUCGCUGCCGGCGUGGAAGUGGUCGUGGCGGCCCAGGCUGCCGCGGAUUCGCAUCCGGCUGCCGUCGCGGCCGUCCGCAGCGCCCGCCGACAGCACUGCCGCCGCCGCCGAGGAGGCCGCCGUCGAUCGGGAGGACCUCGACAACGUGCGGUCGUGGAUGCGCGACUUUGCCUUCCCCAAGGUCAACAGCAUGAUGGUGAUUGUCACCGUGGCGCGGCUGCUGGCGCUCGCCAUCGUCAUCGGCUUCAUGUACUUCCUCUUCGCCAGCGGCAUGCUGACGGGGCUGACCAACGGCGUCAACAACGGCGGCAUGCGCUUCGACCCGGAGGACCUGCGCGUCCACCUGCAGAAGAGCGUGGAUCCCAGGAGGAUGCGCGCCGCCGUCAAGAUCUUCUCGAGCUACGCCCACAUUGCCGGCACCGAGGGCGACUACGCGACGGCGCUCGACGUCGAGUCCAUGUUCAACAAGGCCGGCCUGGACAUUGUCGAGAUGGACGACUACUACGUCUACCUCAACUACCCGCGCGAGAACGGCCGGACCGUGCAGAUCCUGGACGAGAGCGGCGAUUAUGCCGUCUGGACUGCCGCGCUCGAGGAGGUUGAGCGCGGCGGCGAGACGGCGGGCAAGCAGACGCCCGUGUUCCACGGGCACUCCAAGUCCGGCGACGUCCGGGGCCCGCUGAUUUACGCCAACUACGGAUCCCGGGAAGAUUACCAGAAGAUCAAGGACAUGGGCAUCAAUGUCACCGGGGCGAUUGCCCUGGUUCGAUACUACGGCACGCAGACGGACCGUGGGCUCAAGGUCAAGGGGGCGGAGCUGGCGGGCUUUGCGGGCUGCAUCAUCUACAGCGACCCCAUCGACGACGGCUUCCUCAAGGGCGACGUCGCCCCCAACGGGCGGUACAUGCCCGAGGACGGCGUCCAGCGAGGCUCCGUCAGUCUGAUGAGCUGGGUGGUUGGCGACGUGCUGACGCCGGGCUGGGAGAGCAAGAAGGAGGUGCCUCGCCUCAAGGUCAACGAAACCCCCGGCCUGGUGCAGAUCCCCAGCCUUCCGCUCUCGUGGAGAGACGCGCAGGUCCUGCUCAAGAAUCUCCAGGGCUUUGGGCAAAAGGUACCGGCCGAGUGGAAGGGCGGCGUGCCAGAGGUGGACGAGUGGUGGACUGGCAACUCGUCGUCGCCGGUCGUCCGUCUGCAAAACGAGCAGGAUGAGAAUGAGAAGCAGCCCAUCUGGAACGUGUACGGCAAGAUCAUCGGCAUGGAGCAGUCCGCCAAGUCCAUCAUCCUGGGCAACCAUCGAGAUGCGUGGGCGUUUGGCGCGACUGAUCCGCACACGGGCACGGCCAUUAUGGUUGAGCUGGCUCGCAUCUUUGGCGACUUGGUGGAUCGCGGCUGGAGGCCCCUGCGGUCGAUUGAGUUCAUGUCGUGGGAUGCCGAGGAGUACAACCUGAUUGGGUCGACCGAGUUUGUCGAGAAGAACCUCGAUUCCCUACGCGAGAACGCCUUUGCCUACAUCAACCUGGACACUGUCGUCUCUGGUGGCGAGUUGCGAGCUUCCGGUUCGCCGCCCCUGCGCAAGAGCCUGUUUCACGCCAUGGAACGGGUCGUCGACCCCAACUUCAACACCACUCUCAAGGACCUAUGGGACCGUCGGGGUGGCACACUGGAGGGUCUGGGAGCGGGUAGCGAUUUCGUCGCUUUCCAAGACAUUGCCGGGACGAGCUCGCUCGACCUCGAGUUCAUAGGCGAGCCGUUCCCCUACCACUCCAGCUACGACAACUUUGAGCUGAUGGACCAGGUGAUCGACCCCGGCUUUACGUAUCACGAGCUGCUGGCGCAGGUCGUCGGCCUCAUCAUUCUCGAACUGGCGGAUCGGCCCAUUCUGCCGUUUGACAUGGUCAACUACGGGCGCAGCCUCGAGGCGUGGGUCCAGGAGCUGGAGUCGUGGGCGAAGGAGGAGGAGAAGAAGAAGAAGAAGAAAGAGGGCGACAACAAGAGCGUCCUGAAAUUCGAGGAGCUCAAGGACGCGGCGGCGACGGUCUCGGUCAAGGCGCAGCAGUUUUCCAAGUGGGAGAUGGAGUGGGACCGGCUGGUGAUUCGCAGCGGCGGGUGGGAGACGAAGGAGCUGGGGACGGCGAGGAUCGAGUACAAUGACAAGAUGGCUGCGUUUGAGACGGCCCUGUUGGAUCUGGAGCUCGGCGGCGGUAUUCCCAACCGGACGCAGUUCAAGCACGUCGUCUUCGGGCCGCAGCUGUGGUCGGGCUACGACGAGGCGUUUUUCCCUGCCGUCCGGGAUCUCGUCGACGCAGGGGCGUGGGACGACGCCAACAAGUACAUUGCCAAGACGGCCGCUCUGAUGAAGAAGGCGGCGGCGAUUCUGGAGCUGUAA
Messenger RNA from Trichoderma reesei QM6a, 2760 nucleotides. RefSeq names its product peptidase-like protein. Lineage: Eukaryota; Fungi; Ascomycota; Sordariomycetes; Hypocreales; Hypocreaceae. Bases 1 to 2760 code for a protein of 919 amino acids. The transcript has 2 exons. Gene Ontology annotation, molecular function: carboxypeptidase activity. The record is from RefSeq and is a predicted model, not a curated record.